Messenger RNA from Oreochromis aureus, 3740 nucleotides. RefSeq names its product nuclear export mediator factor Nemf. Gene Ontology annotation, biological process: ribosome-associated ubiquitin-dependent protein catabolic process; rescue of stalled cytosolic ribosome. Gene Ontology annotation, cellular component: RQC complex. The record is from RefSeq and is a predicted model, not a curated record. Lineage: Eukaryota; Metazoa; Chordata; Actinopteri; Cichliformes; Cichlidae. The coding region runs from base 134 to 3361 and encodes 1075 amino acids. Gene Ontology annotation, molecular function: tRNA binding; ribosomal large subunit binding. The transcript has 32 exons.
GCCAUAUGUGCGCAUGUUCAGGAAUUACCUGCAUGUUUUCUUUGCUGAUUUUGCUGUAGAAAUGUGAAUAUUUUCCCUAUCACUUUGAACAGUUCUUUUUGUUGUUGUUGCUGUACCCUGAAUUAAAAUCACGAUGAAAACACGAUUUACCACUGUGGAUAUCAGGGCCGUUAUUGCCGAGAUCAAUGCCAACUACAUUGGCAUGAGAGUCUAUAAUGUGUAUGACAUCGACAACAAGACGUAUCUCAUCCGUUUGCAAAAGCCUGACAGCAAAGCUGUUCUCCUGAUCGAGUCUGGGACUCGUAUUCAUUCCACAGACUUUGAAUGGCCCAAGAACAUGAUGCCUUCGGGGUUUGCGAUGAAAUGUCGAAAACACCUGAAGACACGCCGACUGACCCAGAUUAAACAGCUUGGGAUUGACCGGAUUGUCGAUAUCCAGUUUGGCUCAGAUGAAGCUGCCUACCACUUGAUUAUCGAACUAUAUGACAGGGGUAACAUCAUCCUUGCAGAUCAUGAGUACACGAUCCUGAAUCUGCUGAGGUUUCGGACAGCAGAGGCAGAAGACGUUAAGAUUGCUGUGAGAGAGCGCUAUCCUGUGGAGAGUGCCAGACCCCCCGAACCUCUCAUCAGUUUGGAGCGGCUGACUGAAAUCCUUAGCAAAGCACCAAAUGGGGAGCAAGUGAAAAGGGUCCUGAAUCCUCACCUUCCAUACGGAGCCACUCUGAUAGAGCACAGUCUGAUAGAAGCAGGACUGUCGGGCUCUAUCAAAAUUGACAGUCAAGUUGAUUCUGCCCAAGUUGCUCCUAAAAUCCUGGAGGCUCUGCAGAUUGCAGAAACUUACAUGGAAAAAACUGAGAAUUUCAGUGGCAAAGGUUACAUCAUUCAAAAGACUGAGAAGAAACCAAGUUUAACUCCUGGCAAACCCAGUGAAGAGCUGCUCACAUACGAUGAAUUCCAUCCUUUCCUUUUUGCCCAGCAUGCAAAGAGCCCCUAUUUGGAGUUUGAUACCUUUGACAAGGCGGUGGAUGAGUUUUUUUCCAAGAUGGAGAGUCAAAAAAUUGACCUGAAGGCCUUGCAGCAGGAGAAACAGGCUCUGAAAAAGCUGGAAAAUGUUAAGAAGGACCACGAGCAGAGGUUGGAGGCCCUGCACCAAGCACAGGAGGUGGACAGAAUAAAGGGUGAACUAGUGGAGAUGAACCUGCCUGUGGUGGAGAGGGCGCUGCAGGUGGUGCGCAGCGCACUGGCCAAUCAGGUGGACUGGACUGAGAUCGGUGUUCUUGUCAAAGAAGCACAAGCUGCUGGAGACCCCGUGGCCUGUGCCAUCAAAGAGCUCAAGCUGCAGACCAACCACAUCACAAUGCUUUUAAAGAAUCCGUAUAUUUCUGAGGAGGAUCAGGAAAAGGAAGAAAAGAAAGAAAUUGUGGAAACGAAAGGGAAGAAAAACAAAAAUAAAGACAAAGGACAGAACAAGAAGCUGCAGAGGAACAAACCCAUGUUGGUGGAUGUGGAUCUUGGGCUGUCUGCUUAUGCCAAUGCCAAAAAGUACUACGACUCCAAACGCAGCGCUGAAAAGAAGGAACAGAAAACCAUUGAGGCAGCAGAUAAAGCCAUGAAAUCAGCUGAGAAAAAAACACAGCAGACCCUGAAAGAAGUCCAGACAGUGACCACCAUUCAGAAGGCCAGGAAAGUCUACUGGUUUGAAAAGUUCUUGUGGUUCAUCAGCUCCGAGAACUAUCUCGUCAUUGCAGGAAGGGACCAGCAGCAGAACGAGAUGAUCGUUAAACGGUACCUCCGGGCUGGUGACAUCUAUGUUCAUGCUGACCUCCAUGGAGCAACUAGUUGUGUCAUCAAAAACCCUUCAGGGAAUCCCAUCCCCCCCCGUACUCUGACAGAAGCUGGCACCAUGGCUGUGUGCUACAGCGCUGCUUGGGAUGCCAAGAUUGUCACCAGUGCUUGGUGGGUUCAUCAUCAUCAGGUGUCUAAAACCGCUCCCACUGGCGAGUACUUGACAACUGGAAGCUUCAUGAUCAGAGGAAAGAAAAAUUUUCUGCCACCUUCUUACUUAAUUAUGGGCUUUGGGUUCCUCUUCAAGGUGGAUGAUCAGAGUGUGUUUCGGCACCAAGGGGAGAGGAAGGUGAGAACCGUAGAGGAAGACAUGGAGGAGGCCACAUCCAGAACUGCCGAGCUGUUAGAUGAGGGAGAGGAGCUCAUAGGGGAUGACAGCAGUAAUGAAGAUCAGGGUGAAGAAAGAGCAGACGAUGGAGAGACCAAGGAGGUGGAGGUGAAAAAGGAGAACGACACAGAGGAGGAGGAGGAUGGCGCGAGUGGAGAAGUAGACUCUGCUCCUGGGGAGUCUGCAGCAGAUACAGGAGAGAAGGUGUCAGAGCAGAGUGACAGUGGUGUGGAAAAAGGGAAUGAAGAGAGUGAAGAAUUCAGCUUUCCAGAUACGACCAUCACCCUCUCUCAUUUACAACCCAGCAGGAGCUCCCAGAAUGCCGGCUUCAAAAAAGAAACACCUACUCAGGAUGACGUAGAUUCACAGGGGAAAAAACACAUGACUGCCAAGCAGAGAAGAGAAGAGAAGAAGAAGAAGCAGCAGAAACAGGAGGGCUGUGAGACUGAGGAGAAGCCUGACAAGUCAUCCGGUGGACCGGUGGGGGAUCAGGGGUCCAAAAGUGGCAAUGGACCCUCUCAGCAGCCGUUAAAGAGAGGUCAAAAGAACAAACUGAAGAAAAUCAAAGAAAAGUACAAAGAUCAGGAUGAAGAGGACAGAGAGCUGAUGAUGCAGCUGCUUGGGUCAGCUGGUUCCACGAAGGAGGAGAAAGAUAAAGGGAAGAAAGGAAAGAAAGGGAAGGGGAAAGAGGAGCCCGUCAGGAAACCGGCCGCUCAGAAACAACAUCAGAAAGCUCGUAAUGUGGAGACUGCAGGGAAGAAAGCAGAGCAGGGUGGAGGGGAGGAGGAAGAGGAGAAGAGGCAGCCCGGAGAGGAGGGAGGUGCUGCAGAACAGGAGGAUAAGGAAGAUGAGGUGGACCAGGACAAUCCUGGAGCAGAGGAAGCAGAGAAUCUGCUCACCUCUCUAACAGGCCAGCCACAUCCCGAGGAUGUGCUGCUGUUUGCAGUGCCAGUCUGCGCUCCGUACACUGCUCUGUCCAACUACAAACACAAAGUGAAACUGACACCAGGUUCUCAGAAGAAAGGCAAAGCUGCACGCACUGCAGUGUUCAGCUUCAUGAAAGCCAAAGAGGUGUCACCAAGAGAAAAAGACCUUUUCCGCAGUGUCAAGGAUUCUGACCUAUCCAGAAACAUGCCGGGAAAAGUCAAGGUGUCUGCUCCAAACCUGUUGGCUGCCAAGAAAAAAUGAAGGAUAGAAGACAAGUGCCGGCGAGACGUUUGAAAUUUACAGCAUUUCUUCAGCACGGAACUGCACCUCAGUCCGGUUCACUGAGACUCUGCCGACUUCACCUGUAUUUCAGACAUGGGUGGUUACUUGUCAGUGGCGUGCCCUUUUUUCAGAAUUUUCAAGAUUGCAUUUGGUGAACCACAACAUGUAACAAAGCUGAAUAUGUCAUGUGUUUAUUUUCUGAGUACAAAUUAUGCAUUGCAGUAAUAAUAUGCCUUUUUAAUCCCACACUUAAAAAAAAAAAAAAUCAAUUGUGCAAACCAGGCAAUUCCAAACAAAGCCGCAGCCCCAAUAAACUUGCAGUGAGUUAUUGAUUAAAUUAAAUUCAUAUGCUACAGUA